This is a messenger RNA of Knipowitschia caucasica, 3231 nucleotides long. Lineage: Eukaryota; Metazoa; Chordata; Actinopteri; Gobiiformes; Gobiidae. The record is from the annotation of a GenBank genome assembly.
AUGCCUCAUCUUACGGACAACAUCCAGGGCACGGAGGAGGACAACCACAAGGAUCUAGAGGGAAGAGAAAUAGAUGAGGUCAACGGAAAUUGUAAAAGUAGUACACAAAACCCACCUCUGGUAGAAAAUCCCUCUAAUGAAGUGAUAUCAAAUGCAGAGCUGAUGGACUCUGUUGGAGUUUCUGUCAAAAAAAAGAAGGACAAUGAGUUAAUCUCAGGAGAAAGCAAUGAUGGUGGGGACAUGGACAUUGGUUUGGAUCUCAGUCUCAAUGAAACUGGUGUUUUGGAGGCAGAAUCUUCAGAUAUAACACAGUCACAUAAUGCCUUAGAAUCAAAGCUCUGUACCCAGGAUGCCCAGGUUCUGAGCACAAAAGAAAGUUCAGUAUCGGGUGAGAUCCAAACCUCGAGCACAGCACUCCCCUCCACAGAGCAGACGGGGCCCUCCACAGAGCAGACAGGGCCCUCCACAGAGCAGACAGGGCCCUCCACAGAGCAGACGGGGCCCUCCACAGAGCAGACGGGGCCCUCCACAGAGCAGACGGGGCCCUCCACAGAGCAGACGGGGCCCUCCACAGAGGAGACGGGGCCCUCCACAGAGGAGACUGGGCCCUCCACAGAGGAGACGGGGCCCUCCACAGAGGAGACGGGGCCCUCCACAGAGCAGACGGAGUUACCGGCAGAGGAGGAAACCGACAAACUUAAAACCAGCGGUAAAAGAGUGACAUUCCCUUCUGACGAGGACAUCGUAUCUGGAGCUGUGGAGCCCAAAGACCCCUGGAGACAUGCUCAAAAUGUGACCGUGGAGGAGAUCUUGUCUUCAUACAAAGUGGCCUGUCAGAAACUUACAUGUAAACCUCUGCCCAAAGUGCUCAAACAGAUUCAGGAACUAAAAGAGUUCACGCAACGAAAUGAAUGCUUGGAUCUAAAAGGCGAGAAGCUGGACUACAAAUCCUGUGAAUCUCUUGAGGAAAUCUUGAAGCGGGUCCAGUUUAAAGUGAUAGAUCUUGAACAGACAAACCUGGAUGAAGAUGGUGCAUCCGCUCUGUUUGAUAUGAUUGAGUAUUACGAGUCUGCGACACACCUGAAUAUCUCUUUCAACAAGCACAUUGGCACACGGGGAUGGCAGGCUGCAGCGCACAUGAUGAGAAAGACGAGCUCUCUGCAGUAUCUGGACGCCCGUAACACCCCUCUUCUGGACCACUCGGCUCCGUUUGUUGCCAGAGCGCUGCGGAUCAGCGGCAGCCUGGCAGUGCUCCAUCUGGAGAACGCGGGGUUAUCUGGCAGGCCACUCAUGUUACUCGCUACGGCUUUAAAGAUGAACAUGAACCUGCGGGAGCUUUACCUGGCUGACAACAAGCUCAAUGGCCUCCAAGACUCUGCUCAACUGGGAAAUCUGCUGAAGUUUAAUUACAACAUUCAGAUCCUGGACUUGCGCAACAACCACAUCCUUGACUCUGGUUUGGCCUAUAUUUGUGAAGGACUCAAAGAGCAGAGGAAAGGUCUUGUCACUUUAGUGCUAUGGAACAACCAGCUCACCCACAAUGGCAUGGGCUACCUCGCUGCUGCACUGCCUUGCACACAGAGCCUGGAGACUCUGAACCUGGGUCAUAACUCUGUGGGUAAUGAAGGUGUCCACAAACUUAAAGAUGGGUUGAUCGGCAACCGCUCUGUCCUGAGACUGGGCCUGGCUUCCACCAAAUUGUCCUGUGAAGGAGCAGUAGCUGUAGCAGAGUUCAUUGCAGAGAGUCCCAGGUUGCUGCGUCUCGACCUGCGGGAGAAUGAGAUUAAAACCGGGGGACUCAUGGCUCUUUCUCUCGCUCUUAAAGUCAACACCUCUCUGCUGCGCCUAGACUUGGAUCGAGAACCAAAAAAAGAAACGGUAAAAAGCUUCAUUGAAACGCAGCGUGCUCUGCUGUCAGAGAUCCAGAAUGGAUGUAAAAGAAACUUUAUUCUGGCUAAAGAAAAGGAGGAGAAUGAGCAGAAGAUGAGGCAGUCUGCAAGUAUGGCUGAGAUCGCCACUGAGGACGGCACUGGAGUAGAGGAAGAGGAGGCUCAGAGAUCGGAAGACCAAGAUCAGGGACCAAAGAAAGACGAGGAGAAAAUAGAGAGUGAACCAGAGGCAGGGAGCGAAUCAGAGAAAAACCCUGUGAAAGAGGAGCCUCUGAAAGCUGUGGACUCUGACUCAGACACUGAGGAUGAAGAGGAGGUGGUCUCUAGUGUCUCUGCAGCACUUCCUGCCCCAUCAGUCAAUCUUGUACCUCAUCCUCCUCUUCCUCCUCCUCCCCCUCCUCCCCCCACCACUGAUGUAGGCCAGAGUAUCCAUUCCAACAUCACAGUCACAGAGGCUGCUGCCCCCGCUGUCACUCCGCCUUCUCCAGGGCGCUGCAUUUCAGUGUCCAGUCCAGGACGGGGGCACAAGAUCUUUCUGGUGACCCGAGUAGAGAGUCCUCCCGAGCAACAGCAAGUGCAACCUUUCAGUAAGAGGGAAAACCUCUCCAAAACACCUGCAAACACUGACACAACUCCAAACGUAGAAAGCGCAAGGACUUCUGCUUUGUAUGCAGAGCAAGGUCCAGUAGCAACACCUAAAGCUCCGCAAACCAGCACGCUGACGUCAGAGUCGGUCAGUCAUUCGACCGAAGACACAACACGAAGCACUUUAAACACUACACAUUUACAAGAAAGCACACAGGGGGCAGAUACCCCAGCAGAGCACACUAAGACACUGACCAAGGACACAACAGAGAGCACUAAAGAAAAGCAGUCUGAAGCCGCCUGUGUAGAGCAGCUGGAUCGUGAUACAUGUGAGCAACAACAGCCACUCGCUCAAACAGUACUAGACAAAGAGCAGGAGAUGUCAGACGACGGUCAACUAAGGACUGUUCAAGAACUCUGUGCAAAAGUAGCUCUUGAAAACCUGGAAACACCGCAGGUUGAGCUGGAGACUGUGCAGUGCAAUGAAGAGCAGGCACCAGCCACAGAGAUGCAGGAGUCAAAGCCACAGCCGGAGGAGGCAGACGAUGGCUCCGGCGAAAGCUCUGCAGACGAGUGCUUCAGUGAGGCCCUUACCGGAGAAGAGGGGGACGUCUCUGCCGUUCUGCCCAAUGCCUGUCAGCUGUGUCAUGGAGCACGUGAGUGUCAGCUGUGGGCAAGAGUUGGAAGAGCUGCUGCUAGAAGCCAGUUUAGACACAGGGAAGGAUGCGCCAUGAGCUUUAAGGGACUACAAGGAUGA